Molecule: messenger RNA, 621 nt
Organism: Neohortaea acidophila
Lineage: Eukaryota; Fungi; Ascomycota; Dothideomycetes; Mycosphaerellales; Teratosphaeriaceae
Product: iron sulfur cluster assembly protein-like protein 1
Exons: 2
Coding region: 1-621 (206 amino acids)
Biological process (GO): iron-sulfur cluster assembly; intracellular iron ion homeostasis
Cellular component (GO): cytoplasm; mitochondrial matrix
Molecular function (GO): ferrous iron binding; 2 iron, 2 sulfur cluster binding
Source: RefSeq, a predicted model, not a curated record
AUGUUCAGAAGAGUGCUCGCCACCGUGCCGGCGCAGGCCAGCCGUGCCGCGCAGACCGUCGUCCGCCCCACCACCACCAACACCUUCCGCCUCGCCCCCGCCGUCACAGCAUCAUCGCAAUCGCAAAUAAGCCGCCGACAAUACCACGAGAAGGUGCUUGAUCACUACAACAACCCUCGCAAUGUCGGCAGCAUGCAGAAGAAUGCUCCGGACGUGGGCACGGGCUUGGUGGGUGCACCGGCGUGUGGCGACGUGAUGAAAUUGCAGAUCAAGGUCGACCCCGCCAAUGAUACCAUCACCGAUGUCAAGUUCAAGACCUUUGGCUGCGGCUCUGCUAUCGCCUCGAGCUCGUACCUGACCGAGUUGGUGCGAGGGAUGACGCUGGAGCAGGCGGGGAGGAUCAAGAAUACCGAGAUUGCCAAGGAGCUGAGUCUGCCUCCUGUGAAGCUCCAUUGCUCCAUGCUUGCCGAAGACGCAAUCAAGUCCGCCAUCACUAACUACUACACCAAGAACCCAAAGGCGAAGCAGACCGACCUCGGAGGCACUGGAGCCGCAAUGCCCAAGAUUGAGAUUGAGAAGCUCCCUGCUGAUGCCCCUGCCGCGGCGUCGGCAUCGGCGUGA